Molecule: messenger RNA, 168 nt
Organism: Brugia malayi
Lineage: Eukaryota; Metazoa; Nematoda; Chromadorea; Rhabditida; Onchocercidae
Gene: Bm380
Exons: 2
Coding region: 1-168 (55 amino acids)
Source: RefSeq, a predicted model, not a curated record
AUGAUCAUUCAUCACUGUCAACAUCGAACUGUUUUUGAACUUAAUGAAGCUUCCAGAUCUAUGGAACGAGAACAAUGGCAUAGAUACAAACGAGAAGUGUUUGAAUCACUACAAUUUGCCGUUCUCAGUGGUCAAGCAGUUGAAAUGGAUAAAAUUAUAAUUAAGUGA